Messenger RNA from Diatraea saccharalis (sugarcane borer), 7025 nucleotides. Lineage: Eukaryota; Metazoa; Arthropoda; Insecta; Lepidoptera; Crambidae. The record is from the annotation of a GenBank genome assembly.
UCGUCAACAAUGGUGGAACGGAUUCUAAGCUGUGCUAAGCUGUUACUGACGUUUUUAGGCAGUGUUCGUUUUAUGAUAUAAAAAUAUCAAUAAUGAUCAAUAUUCCACAUGAAAUACUAAUUGCGACAAUAUUGCAAUAAUAUUUCGCUUAUACUUCACUGAAAAAAAUAAGAAUGUGUGAUGUUUGUUCAGAAUUUUCGCAGCUUUUAGUAAAUUGUGAAGCCAGAUUGACCGACGAUGUUUCUCAAUACCCAACAAUAAGCCAAUCUGAACUAGAAACUGUUCUGAACUACAUUCUUUCAUGGCCUCAAAGACAAUGCAUGUGCUGCUAUAGAGAUGUGAAGAACUUUGAGAGGUUCUAUUUAAUGGUGCAGAGUAUACUAUGUUUAUCAGUAUGUCAACUAAAGCAACUAAAGGAUGACUUGAUAGAAGCAGCUAAAGUACUUCUACCUGAAGACAAACAAGAUACAUUAAAACCUGAUGAUACAUCAAUAUCAAGCAAUGAAGACAAAAAUACUGAGCAAAGGCAUUGUACUCCUGAUCCAGAUAAAUCAUCAUCUCCAGGGAGAAUUGAAUCUAUAAAAGAUGCAAAAGAUGAAAUAUUAUCAACAUCAAAUGAUGAUUCAGAAGUGUGGCCUAUGCAACAAAAAGAAAAGCUCAUGCAUAUUGUGUCUAAAAUAUUUCUACUUAAUUUCCCCUUAUACCUAGCUUGCAAGCAUUCUGCAUUAAGUCGGUUAGAUGACCUCUCUGCUCAAGAAAUAUCAAAUCUGAGUUCAUACUGUGAUCUGCAUGAUACUGAGAUACCAGCUUACUUGUUAAGAAAUGUGAGUCUCUUCUGUAAAUUGGGAGGAGUGUGUGCCAUGACAUCUGUAUUUGAACAUGCAACACCAAGUACACUUCCAUUGUCUAUGGCACAUGCAAUAGUGGCAGCAGUAGGAAAUCUGAAGCUAUGGUUGAACUUCAGGGCUGUAGCCCAAUUGUUUAUGCCAUUGAGAAGUAAAAUAUUAAAGUACAUGUGUAACUUGGAAGAUAAAGACCUUCGUGUCCCAGCUGUCAAAUCUAUGGCGGAUUUCAUGUGGGGUGCUGCUAAGGAGCCUUUAGAUGCACCACUUGCAUUUGAUGUCGAGGGACUGGCAUUGGCAUUUAAAUAUUUCAAUAGUAGCACUCUUACUAUGCGUCUUGCUGGAGUGGCACAGAUAAAUGCACACAUAGCAGCUCACAAUGAACUCUGUGCUGGAGAGCCUGCAGCAGACACUGAAUUAACAGGGCAGCAAUUGGCGACAUGGCUUACAAAUAAUAACAUCAUAGAACAUUUAUUUGGUCCUAACCUACAUGUUGAGGUCAUAAAGCAAUCUCAUAUGAUCCUGAAAUUCCUUGCUGUCGAAGGUCGAGUGACUGCUGAGCAUGUUGAAUUGGUAUGGGCGGCAGCGCAAUUAAAGCAUUGCGGUAGGCAGGUGUAUGAUCUUCUACCAGGUUUCAUUCGUGCACUUGCGCCGAAGCCUUGUGCUCAUUUGUAUAGUCUUCUGUGUGCAUUGCCACCAAAGGAACACACAGAGCAGAGUUUAUACCUGGCGUCGGCAUUGAUGCGGGCGAUGUGGUCCCGAGGUACAGGCGGUGGGAGUGGGUCGGCGGGCGUGGGGGCGGGCGCGGGAUCGCCGGCCGCGGAGCCAUUGAGGCCUGCGCCCGCCUGCAAGCCCCACCACAACUCUUCCUCAGAGGCCAGCGUUAGCAUGGACCAGACUAACUCUGAUGACGACCCGUGUGAAGAACUAAGUACUUCAGGUGAGGAGGCAGGACCCACGCCACGGAAACAAAGCAAACAUCAACGUGAACUUACUGCGGAACAGGAAUGGCUCCGCGAAGGCGAAGAACUGACGAAAAAGGAGUGUCCGACACUUAAAUCUUGUCAAAAACGCAACAAGCGCGCCGGCAGCAGUGGUAGUGCCAGUAGCGGAGCGGAAGAACUACUUCGUCCACGUAAGAAGAAACUUUACAAGAAGCGACACAAGCCUGGCAAAACAAGACAUUUCCCUAAUCAGCUAAAAGCGACAGAUUUAGCUGAGUCGGUUUCUGAAGUAGAAGAAGAAUCAUCUGGUAGUGAUACGGCUCACUGCCAGUUACUGUGCGAUAACGUCGAUGCCAGGAGGCUGAUGGAACUACGUUUAAUGGAGAGUUACAAACGUAGAGGGGCAGAGGGCGAGGAGGAAGAAGGCAGUGCUUCGUCAGCAAUGUCGCCACACUCGCAUCCACACAUCGCCGACUUGGACGAUGACGAUUCCGCUUGCGAGGAGGAGCUCGCUCGUCUCGCAGCACAAGCGCAAUGUUUGACCGAGUAUCAACCAGCAAGGGCAGGGGGCGGGGGCACCGCGACUGCUCCUCCCUGCGACGUGGAUGCCGUCUGUCGUCCCGGAAAUACGCUCUUGUGGGAUCUCUUACAAGACGGCAACAUCGAACAAUUGGGUGAAGGAUUAGCUUUAGAAGCGGAAAAGGCCCUCUGCGCACUAUUAUGCUUUAGCACAGACAAAUUCAUAAGAAUAAAAUUCAUAGAAGGUUGCUUAGACAACUUAGCUAAUCAUAGGUCUGUUGCGGUAUCCCUUCGUCUACUACCGAAAUUGUUCUCGUCAUUUCAACAGUUACGAGGCAUGGAUAUGCACCAGGUGGUAAUGUGGGCGGAACGAGAACGCGGCAUGAUGAGAUUGUUCCUAGAGGAUUUGCGACAUUAUAUGCAGCAACCACGGGCGAGCGGCGAUCAUGCACAUUACGCGCACGUGACCGAACUUACUGUACGAUUACACUUCCUCACGGCUAUAUUCUCGCCGGUCGGCUCUCCACAACACUUUAGGCUAACAGUGGAACAAGUUGAGGAGUUGUGGCAAUGCCUUGUGGUACGCGGUGGUGCUGAGUGCGCGGAUUGCUUGUACUCGUGGCUGCUGUCACAUACGAAAUCACCUGAGCAGCACGCGUUGGGACUGGACGCGCUACGAUUCCUAUAUGUGGAGAAGAUGCCCACACUUGAUCCUGAGACAAUAAGCAUAAUGGGUUUAAGCUUAUACCAGCAACUGUGUAACUUGGCCCGAAUGGCGUUAGGUGCGGGUGAUUCACGUGACUCUGCCCAUCCGCACACACUUGCUAUGGAUCACCUGUGGAAGAUUGCACUACGAGCUAACAGCACAGAUGUCUCAAUGGGAGCAAUCCAGUACCUGAAUAGCUAUUAUAUGGGCCAGCAAUUGCAACAGGAGGAUGAUUUCGUUUCGAAAUGCAUGUUCCAUUUAUCAUCUGCUGCGGAAAGGUUGAUAUCUCAAAAUCAAGAUGACGAAGCUUCCGCUGGGACGUGCGAAGAAAAAUCGGAAGAAAAGAAAGAGACGGAGAAGGCAGUUGACAAACAAAAUAUUUACGAGCACAUGACGGAAGAGGCUGCGUUACAGUGCGUACAGCGUGCCCUUUUAUUAUUAAAGACACAUCUGGACACAUUCAAAAGAAGAUACGCUUAUCACUUACGUCGAUGGGCGUUGGCAGAGAGUGGGGCGUGGGAGGGAUGCGGUGGGCCGGGAACUGUACGACUGACUCUGCAACCGGCUGGCGCUGGGCCGCGAGCUUCCUUAUCACUACACCAUCACGACCUUGUGGCACAUUUACGUGCACACGUGCAUGUCUGGUGGGAAAAACAAAUACAAGGAGAAGAAGGCGUCACUGCGUUGUCUACAGAUGGUCCUUUGCGUAUGAUCACACAGGGCCAGGAGCUUACUAUUGACUAUGACGAAAGGACACUCUACGAUAUGGGCUUUAAAGAUAAUCAGUUGGUAUUCGUGUCUGUGGGCGUGGGUGGUCGCGGGGCGUGGGCGGAGUGGCCAUCUGCUCAACCGGCACCGGCGCGUGCGCGUCUCCCCACUUUGCUCCUACUUGAUCCCGUCUGCUUCCACCAGCUGUUUACGCUCAUGCAAGCCCUGGCCCAGAUGAGAGAGCCGGGUCCCACGUCGGAACCAGUCGCUCAUACUAAAGCGCAACUGCUUUCUCGACGCGUAUGGGAUAUACUACAAGCGGUACCACUUAACCCAACUUUGUUAGAAGCAUUCCAGAACCCCAGUGAAAGCAAACUACCUGAGCUUCUUGAUCCCACCAGCCCUCAGAAACUAAUGUAUUCAUUGCACAUCAUAGAUAAACUUAGCUCGAAUAGUACUCCUAAUGUGAAGGAACCGACAAGUGCCAUCGAGAAGAGUGAAGAGGAAAAAGUUUGCGUUGAGAAUUGGAAUGACUUGUUUAUAAAAAAGGGUGGCUUAAGACUUCUUUACGAUAUAAUGAUGUCAGGAGUACUGCAACGUAGUGACGACAGUGAAUGGCGGCAAGAUUGCUUAGCUUUAUUACUUCAACUAUUAUGUCGUAUAGGAACAUUACCAUCUGCGGAUCCUGCGCAAACGCCUAAAUUACAUCCGUCGCUGCUUUCUCUGAUGACAGUAGAAGAAACAACAGAUAGGCUAAUAUCUAUAUUAUGCGAGGCCGCUGUUCUCAAGGAACCCGCCACAUAUAAAACUGGCUUUUGGGGGCGAGCACAGGUAGUACAACACGCAAUGCGUAUGUGUGUAUGGUGGGCGCGUGGAGGGGGUGAUGCAGUAGCGCUCGCGUGGUCACUUCGCCGCGCGGCGCCACGUUUGUUGUUGGAUGACGCCGACCCUGCUGUACGUCGCGAGGCUGGCAGUGCUUUAUAUCGUCUGUGUGCGGGGGGCGAGGUGGCAGUGUUAGCUCCUUUAUUGCAGUUGUUGUUAGAGCAUUUACCACGUGCCGCAGAUAUGCGUCCCCAUCACACGCCUAACCAUCAACAUCAUCACGAGGUCGUCCACCAUCACGCGGAAGAAGGCAAAGAGCCAUACGGACCGGCGUGCCGAGACUACUUUUGGUUAGUCUGCCGCUUAAUAGACGGCUUGCCAGAGGAUUUCUUCAAAGAAGGCGCAACAUCUGAAGACAGCGGCGCGCCUGAUCUGAAUGAACUUUGUGAACAGAUAAGUUCCUCAUUAGAGAAGCGCGAGAUCAUAGAGAAACGCGCUGAACCGUGCACUCCUGAUGACGGUCUGUAUGGCCAGCUGAGUUUACUUACACAUUUGCUCAAACACCCGCUAAGAUUCAAGACUUCCGAACAAGGCACUAGGACAUUAGAAAUGGUUUUCGGCUUUCUAUUUGACGUGCCAAAUCCCGAUCAAAGGUACUUGCCCAAAUGCAAGUCGCAGAAGUCUCGUGCGGCAGCUUACGAUUUACUAGUGGAACUAGUGAGAGGAGCUCCAGACAAUUAUAUGGUGUUACAUCAUAAACUUAUGGAGCACCAUAAGCCUGGCCCUCAGUCGUCUUACCCGUGGGACUACUGGCCGGCGGAGGAAUCUCGUUCUGAAUGCGGCUAUGUAGGGCUUACUAAUUUAGGCGCAACCUGUUACAUGGCCUCUUGUAUGCAGCAUUUGUACAUGAUGCCCCAAGCGAGGGCCGCGGUAUUACGAGCCGAUCCUGCCGCAAGUAGACACUCGCCUACCUUGCACGAGAUGCAGCGUAUGUUCGCUUAUCUUAUGGAUUGCCCGCACGUGUCCCGCACUCUGGAAGAGUUCUACACGGUGCGAUGUCAGGUUGCAGACAUGCGCAAUCUGCACCAGAGUCUCGACGAGGUCACAGUCAAAGAUACGCUCGAGGGAGAUAACUGCUACACUUGUUCUCAGUGUGCAGCCAAAGUCCGCGCCGAAAAACGGGCAUGCUUCAAGAAGUUACCGCGUAUUCUAUGUUUCAAUACGAUGCGGUACACGUUCAACAUGCUGACCAUGCUCAAAGAGAAGGUCAAUACCCACUUCUCAUUCCCGAUGCGGCUAGACAUGUCGGAAGAAAAACGGAAAUCCGAAGAGUUCAAAAGGGAAGGGGAAAGCAGCCCGAAUGUGGAAAGUGAAGACAACUCUGAAUUUGAAGAACAUUAUGAAUAUGAACUGAUUGGUGUAACGGUACACACGGGCACAGCCGACGGUGGACAUUACUACUCGUUUAUAAGAGAUCGAGAACACGAACAUCACGAUCGCUGGUUGUUGUUCAACGACGCUGAAGUUAAACCAUUUGAUCCUGCGCAUAUAGCUGCCGAGUGCUUUGGUGGUGAGAUGACGAGUAAAACAUAUGAUUCAGUGACAGAUAAGUUUAUGGAUUUCUCGUUUGAAAAAACUAACAGUGCAUACAUGUUGUUCUACGAACUAAGUCCACCUCGCAGUCAACGCGGUUCCGACUGUGGACAACAGGAGGAAGCACAGUCAUCAAGAGCGGAAGAAUCUUCAAGCUUAUCGUCGGAACGGCGCAAUAGCGACGCUUUGCAAGUGACGUUACCGCCCGAUUUACUCAAGUGGAUAUGGGAUGACAACAUGCAAUUCCUACACGACAAGAACAUCUUUCAGCAUGCAUACUUCACGUUCAUGGGACAGAUGUGUAGUUCUGUGCCCCAGUCGCUUCUGACGUUGCGGCCGGAGAUCACUGAGGUGGCGGCACGCCUUUCCACUUCCUUUUUCAUCGAGACGUUUAUACAUGCCAAAGAAAAACCAACAAUGGUGUCGUGGGUUGAGUUGGUCACAAAGCAGUUUAAUGCGUCCGCUGCAGCUUCUGAAUGGUUUUUAGGGCACAUGGCUGACGAUACGUGGUGGCCUAUGCAGGUAUUGAUAAAGUGUCCGAAUCAAAUGGUGAGGCAGAUGUUUCAGAGGCUGUGUAUGCACGUAAUACAAAGGCUGAGAUCUAGUCAUUGUGCCUUAUACCUACAGGGUGUUGAAGAAGGCGAAGAUAAUAGCAAGUUGGGAGAAGCGAGUUGUGUUACUAGGUUUAUAAGAAUGUUGUUAUCAUUGAUGGAGAACGGUGCACGUUCGCACCUGCGUCAUUUGACUGAGUACUUCAGUUUGCUGUAUGAGUUCAGCAAGAUGGGUGAAGAAGAAGGCAAAUUUAUGCUUCGUAUCAACGCCAUUUCUAGCAUGGUGGCAUUCUAUCUCGGACAGAACGGGGCCACGGUAAUAUUUCAAAGUUAUAAAUAA